This is a messenger RNA of Lachancea lanzarotensis, 5208 nucleotides long. It is a transcript of the gene RRP5, whose product is annotated as LALA0S01e11540g1_1. The transcript has a single exon. Gene Ontology annotation, biological process: rRNA processing. The record is from RefSeq and is a predicted model, not a curated record. Gene Ontology annotation, cellular component: nucleolus; small-subunit processome. Gene Ontology annotation, molecular function: protein binding; RNA binding. NCBI's taxonomy places the organism in Eukaryota, Fungi, Ascomycota, Saccharomycetes, Saccharomycetales, Saccharomycetaceae. Bases 1 to 5208 code for a protein of 1735 amino acids.
AUGUCAUCUGCAGGUCAAAAGAGAAAGAGAUCGGAAGAAUCUCCGUUGACAAGACAAGAUGGCACGCAGCAGCCCACAGGGUCCACUCUACUGCGUAAUUCUGACGAAGCAUCUUUUCCAAGAGGUGGUGCUAGUGCUUUAACGUCACUGGAACUCAAACAGGUUGCCAAUGAAGCUGCCAGUGACGUUUUGUUCAAGGCAGACGUUAGCGGAACGCCUGCUCCAAAGGAAAACCCAAGACCUAAGAAGAAGAAGAAGACCGCUGGUGCUUCCAAACAAGGUGCUUCGACCUCGGCAGACGCUGAAGAGGGCACCGUGCCAAUCUCAGAGCAUCUAACUUUCAAAAACCUGCCUGAGGGUACCAUACUCUUGGGUCAAAUCAGCAAAGUCAACAAGCACGAUCUUUGCGUGUCUCUAUCAGAUGGUCUGUGUGGGUAUGUUACUUUACCGAAUAUCUCUGGACCGUUCACAAAGAUAUUGGAGGACCUUGAUGAAGCGAUGCAAAGCGACGAAGAAGACAACAAUGCUAGCGAUGUCUCUGACGCUGAAUACGACAGCGAUGAGGAUGAAAAACAUAAAGUGCAACGUCAAGCGACCAAGUCCAAGGAAUUACCAAACUUGGAAAACUUUUUCUGCGCUGGGCAAUGGCUCAGAUGUGUUGUACAAUCGAAUUCGGCCUUCGACAACAAUAAUAAAAAAACAAAGAGAAUCGAACUUUCGAUUGAGCCCGAAGCCGUCAACAAGUUCAUAGAGGAAGACUUGGUCAGGAACUGCACACUUCAAUGUGCUGUGAAAAGCAUAGAAGACCAUGGUGCCAUCCUAGACGUUGGUGUUGAAGGCAUAAGCGGCUUUAUAUCGAAAAAAGACUACCCUGAGCAUUCGAGCUUGCAAGAGGGCCAAGUAUUUUUGGCCAAUGUCGCCAAAAGGUCUACCAGAACCGUCACAGUCAAUUUCGAUUUCAACAACAAGAAGUCCAAAAUUACUCAAAUAUCAUCGAUCGAUGCCGUGAUCCCAGGUCAGGCGGUUGACUUUCUUUGCCAGAAAAAAACCUCCAAUGGAUUUAUCGGAAAGGUCUUUGGUAUGGUCAAUGGUUUUUUGAAUAUAUCUCACCAGACAAAGUUUCAAGCAGCUGUCGUCGACGACCAAACACACUCCGUCGGUAACAAUUUCAAAGCAAGAAUCAUAGCAUCUCUUAUCAACAAGGCUGGUGAGAAAACUGUUCUUAUGUCUGAGUCAUCACACAUUUUGUCACUUAAACCAUCUUGUCUCGAAAAUGAAGCACUAGAAGCGUUCCCAGUGGGUCACAUUUUCGAGGAAUGUCAAGUCAAGGAUCGCGAUUCUCAGUUCUUCUACCUGGCCUUGAACAGGGAUAGUAUGGGGCAAGUCCAUAUAUCUAAAACAGGGGGGGAAGACCCAACGAAUGGAAUCUCAGCGCGUGUGAUAGGAUACAAUAACUUUGACGGGUACUACCAGUUGUCAACAGAUCCCGAAACUUUGAAGGCUUCAUACCUCCGGGCUGUCGACAUUCCACUCGGAACUAUUCUUCCCGCGUGCGAGAUACAAGAAGUAUCUGAUAAGGGUAUUAAAUUGAGCAUUAUGGGUGGUCAAUUCCAGGCAACUGUUCCCCCAUUCCAUAUAUCAGACAUCAGACUGGUUUACCCCGAAAGAAAAUUCAAGAUCGGUUCAAAAGUCAAAGGUUUGCUGAUAAGCAAUAACAGUAGAGGCCAUUUAUUCGUUUCGUUGAAAAAAUCACUUGUCAACCUUGAUCUGGAUGAGGUCAAAACCGCUUCUAGCUUUGAAGACGUCGAGCAACUCUCAUCGAGUGGAUCAAAGGUAGCUGCAACCGUCGAAUUUUUCAAGACCAACGGUUGUGUCGUUUCUUUCAUGGGUGGAUUGAAGGGCUUCCUACCAAGUAGUGAAAUUUCUGAAGCGUUUGUCAAGCGGCCUCAAGACCAUUUAAGAUUGGGUCAAACUGUGAUCGUUAAGAUUUUGGAUCAUGACAAGGCCAGGAACAGGUUGGUCGUGACGUGCAAAGUCUCGAACGAAGCUGCGUCUCAGCAAAAGGAAACGAUUGAACGCAUGGAGGUUGGUAGGUCGAUUAUCAAAGUCGCAGUGGUGGAGAAAACAAAAGACUCUGUCGUCGUUGAAGAAUUGAAAUCUGGUUUGCGCGGGGUGAUUUAUGUCGGACAUCUUUCGGAUUCCAGAAUAGAGCAGAACAGAGCUUUACUAAAAGGUGUAAAGAUCGGUAAUGAAUUUGACGGUUUGGUGAUCGAUAAGGAUGUCAGGACCAGAGUUUUCAAUUUAUCUUGUAAACAGUCCUUGAAGAAGGACGCAGAGAAACUUUGGCUACCUUUAACCUAUCAGGAUGUCAAAGAAAAAGGUACAGAAAAGCCCAUGCAUGGAUACGUAAAGUCCGUUUCUGAAAAGGGAGUCUUCGUUGCUUUCAACGGGCAGUUUGUGGGGUUAGUGUUGCCCAGCUAUGCUGCCGAUAGUCGUGACGUUGAGCUGUCUCUCAAAUACUACGUUAAUCAGUCAGUGACGGCUUACUUGCUGAGGACCGACGAUGAGCAUGAGCGUUUUCUUCUAACAUUGAAAAAACCUAAAACUGGAGAUGCAUCAAAAGCAUCCCAUGAAAGCAGCGUUAGGGCGCUCAACCCCGUCGACUCUACGAUAGAGUCUCUUGAAGACUUCAGUGUAGGAAGAAAAACGAAAGCGGUGAUCAAAGCGGUGAAAAGGAAUCAAUUGAAUGUCGCUGUUGCUGACAACCUACAUGGUGCGAUCGACGUUUCCGAAGUGUUCGACAAUUACGAGAGCAUAGGCGACGUGGGGAAUCCUCUCAGUAAGUUCCAGAAAGGCGACGUACUCGACGUCAAGGUUAUUGGUCAUCAUGAUGUGAAAACUCACAAGUUUCUACCCAUUUCUCAUAAAUCAUCAAAGAAUGUUCUUCUGGCAUUGACGGCCAAAAAGAGUCGUUUGGAAGGUGCUGAUUCCCUUAAGUUAGAUGAUAUCAGUGUGGGAGAUUUCGUUGUGGGCUUUGUCAAUAACAUCAUGAAAGACAUUGUCUGGCUGACUGUGUCUCCAACAAUUAAGGCAAAAGUGAACUUUCUCGACCUUUCGGACGAAGGUUUACGGGAGAACGGGAACAUUGAAGCAGCCUUUCCUCUGGGAUCUGCCCUAAAGGUUAAAGUCACUCACAUUGACAGAGACCGCAACACUCUAGGCGUAACGGGAAGAUCUCAGACGAUAGCUACUUCUUCUGAAGUUUCUGUAGGUCAAAAACUACCUGCAAGAAUUCUCAACGUGGCGGACAGCUAUGUUUUGUUGGAACUUGGCGAGAAAGUCAAAGGUGUAGCAUUCAUCACAGAUGCAUUAGAUGACUAUUCGCAGUCACUCAAAAACGCGUUAGGUUCUCAAAGAAACUCGAUCGUGUCUGCCACCGUCAUAUCCAAUAAUGACAACAAAAUCAACCUGUCGCUGAGGUCAGAAGAUGCCAAGGACGGAAAAGCCACUUCCCAUAAGGCUCUGAAGCAGGGCGAUGUUGUGCGCGGUUUUGUGAAAAAAGUCACCGAUAAAGGUGCUUUCAUUUAUUUGAGUAGUAGCCUGCAAGCUUUUGUUCCUGUUAGCAAGCUAACAGACUCUUUCAUAAAGGACUGGAAGAAGUUCUUCAAGCCAAUGCAAGCGGUUAUCGGGAAGGUUGUUAAUUGUGAUGAUGAUGAGCGCAUCCUUGUGACUUUGAAGGAAUCCGAAGUGAAUGGUGAUCUCAAAAUUUUGAAAAGCCACGCUGAUAUCAGCGUGGGAGAGGUAUACGAGGGGACAGUCAGAAGUGUUACGGAUUUCGGCUUGUUUAUUAGACUUGACAAUACCAUGAAUGUUACGGGUCUGGCGCAUAAAACUCAAAUUGCAGACAGCAAAAUCGACAAUCCUUCAUCAUUAUUUGGACUGGGUGACAAAGUGAAGGCGAUAGUUUUGAAAGUCAACGCAGAGAAAAAACAGUUGUCAUUAGGACUGAAGGCAUCUUACUUCAAACCUGAGAAAGAAAUUACACCAGAGCAUGCCGAGGAGACUCCUACACCCGAGAAGGAACAGUUUGAAGAAGAGGAAGAUCUCGUUGAUGGCGAAGAAUUGGCGGGGGAAGAGAAGAGCAGUGAAGAUGAAGAAUCAAGUGACGAAGGUGCAGGCUCUGAGGGACCAGCAUCCAAUUCAGGAUUGCAGGGUGGUCUAAGUUUAAGCGCUGAUUUUGAUUGGACCACAAGUAUUUUGGACCAAGCUCAAGAAUCUGAGUCUUCGGACGAAGAAUAUUUCACUGAUUCGAAACGUUCCAAAAACAAAAAGAAGAAGUUAGCUUCGAGUGUCGAAGACCAAACCAUUGAUAUCAAUACCCGAGCACCUGAAUCUGUUGGUGACUUCGAGCGAAUGAUAAUGGGUAACCCUAAUUCUUCUGUGGUCUGGAUGAAUUAUAUGGCGUUCCAGCUUCAGUUAGGUGAAACUGACAAGGCUCGAGACGUUGCUGAACGUGCUCUGAAAACAAUCAACUUCAGAGAAGAAGCAGAGAAAUUAAACAUCUGGAUUGCAUUGCUCAAUUUGGAGAAUACUUUUGGCACGGACUCAUCUCUUGAAGAAGUUUUUUCCAAGGCAUGUCAAUAUAUGGACUCUUACAUCAUUCACACAAAACUCAUCAGCAUUUACCAGAUGAGCCAGAACACUGACAAGGUCAAUGUUCUUUUUAAAGCUACGGCUAAGAAAUUCGGUUCCGAAAAAGUGGGUAUCUGGGUGUCAUGGAGCGAAUUUUUGAUUGUACAAAAUAGAAACGAGGAAGCCCGCCAAGUGCUGGCAAAUGCAUUGCAAUCUCUGCCAAAGCGCUCUCACGUUGAGGUUGUGCGAAAGUUUGCUCAGUUGGAGUUUUCAAAGGGCGACGUCGAACAGGGUCGCUCACUCUUCGAAGGUAUUCUGGCCGACGCACCCAAAAGAAUCGAUCUAUGGAAUGUAUAUGUUGACCAGGAGAUCAAGGCAGGGGAAAAGAAAAGAAUCGAGGAUCUGUUUGAAAGAAUCAUCAAUAGAAAGUUGACUCGGAAACAAGCAAAGUUCUUCUUCGGCAAAUGGCUUGAAUUCGAAGAAAACAGCGAUGACACGAAGACAGCAGAAUACGUAAAGGCAAAGGCAUCGGAGUAUGUGGCUAAGCUCGAAAACAAAGCUUCCGCUAGCAAUUAG